GUUUCCUCCCUUCUAUGCAGACAGCUAGGGCAAUAGGAGCUGCUGUCACAAGCUAGGGCCAUGGCCACAGCACCCGGGGAGCGGCUGCAGGAGGAGGCACGGUGCUCAGUGUGCCUGGACUUCCUGCAGGAGCCCAUCAGCGUUGACUGUGGUCACAGCUUCUGUCUGCGGUGCAUAUCUGAGCUCUGCGAGAAAUCGGACAGCGCUCAGGGAGUCUAUGCUUGUCCCCAGUGCAGGGGUCCCUUCAGGCCCUCCAGCUUCAGACCCAACCGGCAGCUGGCCAGCCUGGUGGACACCGUGCGGCAGCUGGGGCUGGGCACCGGACACGCGGGGUCGCGUCAGUGUUCGAGGCACGGUGAGGACCUGAGCCACUUCUGUGAAGAGGACCAAGCGAUGGUGUGCUGGGUCUGCGACACCAGCCCUGAGCACCGGAGCCACCGCACUGAGCCGCUGCAGGAGGCAGCCAGCCGCUACCAGAGGAUGCUCCAAGUGGCUUUGGAACUUGUGAAGAAGGAAAUGGAGGAGGCUCUGACCCAGGAGGCCAACGUGGGAAAGAAGACCAUCAUCUGGAAGGAGAAAGUGGAGAUGCAGAGACAACGUUUCAGGCUGGAGUUUGAGAAACACCGGGGCUUUCUGGCCCAGGAGGAGCAGCUGCAGCUGAGGCGACUGGAAGAGGAGGAGCGAGCAACCCUGCAGAGACUGCGUGACAGUAGGAACAGGCUGGCCCAACAGAACAAAGCCCUGAAGGAACUGGCUGAAGAGCUGGAGGAGAUGAGUCAGAGGCCAGCGGUAGCACUGCUGGAGGGAGCGAGAGGAGUCUUGACGCGAAGCGAAGCUAUGACCAGGCUGGAACCAGAGGCUGUCCCUAUGGAGCUGAAGACCGUGUGCCGCAUCCCUGGGAUGAGGGAGAUGCUGAGGAAGUUCCAAGGCCCUAUUUCUUCGUCUGUGACACAACUCCUCUUAUCUUGCCACCCAUGACAGAAGCAGGACCUGGAAACUGGACUUCCAGGGGUCUCCUUGAUUUUGCUGUUGCUGCCAGAAGUGAGGAAUACUAAAUCCACCCAGAAGUGCUGCUCUUCAGAGAGGCUCUGGAUAGAUUGGGGGGGGGGGGCUGUGCCCGCUUCCACAAACCACGUCAAUGCCCACUCUGCAGGACUAAUGAGUGGAUCCAGGGUGGUUCGCAUACUGAGGAACUACACGGAGUGGAUGACUCAGGAAAGGCAGCCUGCUCAUCAAACACUGUUGCCAGAGGUUUCAAAUUUUCUCGGUGCCUCUUCUCAGUGAAAAGCUAGAAUUAAAUGUUAUUCUCCUUGCGUCUACAACCCUCCAUACGGGGAGAUUUGGGAAUAUUAAUUCUAUUCAUUUCUGUUUAUGUUUACUUUUGAGACACAGGCUCCCUUUAUAGCCAAGGUUAUCCCUAAAACUCAGUGUCCUGGGUGCAGGUGUGUGCCACAAGGCUUGGCUUAGAAAUAAGGUUGCUUCAGAAUAACCUUAUUCUACUGAGGUCCAUAAUUAUUCAGAAUCUUUACUUCCUUUAUUUCUCUCUCUCUCUCUCUCUCUCUCUCUCUCUCUCUCUCUCUCUCUCUCUUCCCUUCCCUCUUCUCCCUCCUUCCCUCCCUUCUCUCACUGUUUUGUGUUGUUUCUAGUUAGUCUUGUUUCUACUUAGUCUUACAGUACUUGUAGAUUAAUACAUUUGGAAUCACUCCAAAUGUAGGUUUGUAUUUCCAGGCACUGUGUUCAAUAAUCUUUCCUGUUGUUGCUUAUUUAAAGAUUUUAUCCUUUUUAUGUGUACAAGUGCACAUGUCCGUGUGUAUGCUAUGUCACAGCUGUGCUGGCAGAGGUCAGAAGAGAGUGUCAGCUCCCUUCGAGAUGGAGUUACAGGUGUCUGUGAGCUGCCCAAAAUGUGCUGGGAAUGGAACAGAAGGCAGUUUUAAUCACUGAGCCAUCUCUCCAGUCCCAAACCCCUUUAUUCUGGAUCAGUUCUCAACGACUUUGAAAUCCAUUACUCUAAACCCAGUAUCCCCAAUUCUUAGAUCUUUUCUUUUUUCUUUAGAGUCAUUGUUUGUUUUAAACUAUUUUUUAAAGAGAUUUAUGUGUAUAAGUGUUUUGCUCCCAUGUAUGUUAAUUCAUCACGUGUGUGCAAUGCCCCAGGUGGUCAGACUGGAGCAUCGGCUUCCCUUGAACUGGAGUUCUAAACAGUGAGUGGCAAGCCACCAUGUGGGUGCUGGGAACCAAACCCUGGUCCUUUGUAGGAGCAGCAAGUGCUGUUUGAUACUGAGCAAUCUCUCUAUCCUGGGUUAAAUUUUUAAAGGAAGCCCGUGCUCUCACAUUAGUGGUGGUGCCUCCUUGUCAUCCUCGCAUCAGGAAGACAGAGGCAGGACUUUGAGGGUGAUGUGGACACUCUAGCAAAAUCCUACCUCAAACAAACAAACAAACAAACAAUAAAACAAAAAACAAAAUAAAAAUCAAAAAACAAAACAAAACAGAAGACAAAAAGAAAAAGAAAGAAAGAAAGAAACAAAGAAGUCAGGGAAUGUAGCUUAGUUGUAAAAGCAUUUGGUUAUCUUAUUCGUCAUCCUGAAUUUAAUCUUCAACACCUAAACAGGCGAAAAUCUCUCAUUCUCUUAAACUUUUUUUCAGGAUUUAAUGGCUAAGUAACUGGCUUGAAGUCAGACUUCCAUUUACACUCUAUUCACUCACAGUGGUACAUCUUCUUGGUGUGGGGACAAUACGUGCUUGCUUUCUGCCUCUGCACAUGGUACUGGUUGUUAAGACCUCAAUCAAAUCACCCAGGCUGGACGUGGAUCCUAGGCAGGAAACACAGAUGACCUGUUGUAGUGUAAUGGAGACAUUCGAGGUUAUCACUGAUGAGAGGCCAGAACUUAUUUAAAUACUAUGUACAUAAAUGAUAUUGAUGUCUGAUUUAUUUCUACAGUAAAGUGUUCUGUGUUCUUUUUUAAUGAAACCCCUAAAGGUCACUGAAAGCCACUUCCUGUCACCUCUCUGUAUCUGUGUCUGCUAAAUAAGUCUUAAGCAAAUAAAUGUUAAAACGCCAAGUUCUGAACCUCCAA
Rattus norvegicus (Norway rat) is the source of this 3071-nucleotide messenger RNA. It is a transcript of the gene Trim58, whose product is annotated as tripartite motif-containing 58. Gene Ontology annotation, molecular function: zinc ion binding; dynein heavy chain binding; dynein intermediate chain binding. Gene Ontology annotation, biological process: regulation of nuclear migration along microtubule; ubiquitin-dependent protein catabolic process; positive regulation of erythrocyte enucleation. The record is from RefSeq and is a predicted model, not a curated record. Lineage: Eukaryota; Metazoa; Chordata; Mammalia; Rodentia; Muridae.